This is a messenger RNA of Suillus plorans, 387 nucleotides long. RefSeq lists its product as uncharacterized. The coding region runs from base 1 to 387 and encodes 128 amino acids. Lineage: Eukaryota; Fungi; Basidiomycota; Agaricomycetes; Boletales; Suillaceae. The record is from RefSeq and is a predicted model, not a curated record. The transcript is spliced from 4 exons.
AUGUCUAAAUCAUCUGCGUCGUCGACAGUGGCAAACGGUCUAUCAGAGAGAACACUUAAGGUCGAUGACGAGCGGAUGGAUGACAAAUACUACUCGACGAGCUCGACAUCCAAGGGGCGGACACUGGGACUAAACCCUACUUCUGUAUUGCAGGAACUUGAAGCUGGCCUCGUUCUUCGCUUAAGGGAGAUUGGAAAUAAAUAUACGUUCCCGCUUAUCACCUUGUUCAUAUGUCUCGUUCAUCAUCUACUCUUCAGUGGACAUCACCCUUUCAUCCUCCAUCUCAAAACAUCCGCACCAACAGCCGCUGCCCAGGAACCCACCUCAAUGUGGCUUCUCACAGUCAGCUCGGUCGCACUCCUUGAAUAUACGCCAAACGAAAAAUGA